AUGGCGGCGGCCGGGCCGGGCCCGGGCCCCGGGGCCGGCGGGGCGGUGAAGACGCUGGCCCUGGUACUGGAGGACGAGGCCCGGCGCGGCGGCGGGGGCGGCGGCGGCUACUGCAGCGGGGACACGGUGUCCGGGUGCCCGGUCAGCGGGGACAUCCCUUCCCCGCCGCGGUGGAGACCCUGGGGCCGGGGUAACCGCAGCCCCCCCAGCCGCGCCGGUGGCGGUGAGGAAAGCUUAAUUCUCCUUGAUGGAAGACAUGAGUUUCCGUUCAGCUUUCAGCUCCCUCAAGAACCUCUGGUGACCUCUUUUACUGGGAAGUAUGGCAGUAUUCAGUACUAUGUGAAAGCAAUUCUGGAGAGGCCUGCAGCGCCCGAUCAGAGCGUACAGACUGAGCUUCAGGUCAUUAGCCAUAUCGACGUCAGCUCACCAGCUUUACUGACACCUGUUCUAAGAAGUCAGGAGAAGAUGGUUGGCUGUUGGUUUUUCACCUCUGGGCCAGUGUCUCUCAGUGCCAAAAUUGAGAGGAAGGGAUACUGUAAUGGGGAAGCCAUACCAAUCUAUGCAGAAAUUGAGAACUGCUCUUCUCGUUUGAUCGUUCCAAAAGCUGCCAUUUUCCAAACACAAACGUACCUGGCCAGUGGGAAGACCAAAACCUUCCGUCAGAUGGUUGCCAAUGUCCGAGGAAACCACAUUGCCUCUGGGAGUACAGAUACCUGGAAUGGGAAAACUCUGAAAAUCCCACCUGUAUCCCCCUCUAUACUUGACUGCUGUAUUAUUAGAGUAGAAUAUUCAUUAGCUGUGUAUAUCCAUAUUCCUGGUGCUAAGAAAUUGAUGAUUGAGAUGCCUCUGGUGAUUGGCACUAUUCCAUGUAUUGGAUUUUCAAGCAGAAACUCCAGCAUUACCAGCCAGUUCAGUAUGGAUAUGAGCUGGCUGGCACUGACCAUGCCCGAACACCCUGAAGCACCACCAAAUUACGCUGAUAUAGUGUCUGAGGAAGAGUUCUCCAGACAUGUUCCUGCUUAUCCACUACCAAUUGACUGUGAGGAACAAUUGUGUUGUCCUGUCUUUGCUUACAUACAAGAGUUCCGGUUUCAGCCUCCACCUCUUUAUUCAGAGAUUGAUCCACAUCCAACUGAUGUAGAAGAAGUUCAGCCUGUUUCGUUCAUGCUCUGAAGAGGAUUUGUAACGAGCAUCAUUGUGAUGAAUGUCUUAAUCUUUCUGCUGCUUAAGCUGAUAGUGCAGCUAAAAAGGAAACAGUUUUCUUUUUCAAAACUUAAGGUUGUGUACAAGAGAGGCAAAGGAAAAUGAAGAGGGAGGUAUGAGCACGUUUGGUGAUGGAAGAGAAUCUGCUGGAUUAGUCUGCACAGAGGAUAUUGUGGGAGCAGCUGCUUGAGAAGUACCUGGAAGUGCUGAAUGCUUCUAAAAAGUGGAUAUACUACAUAAAGUACAAGGAGAUGCGUAAGGGUCUUCUGAAGAAAAAAUAAUUUAUAUUUUGUUUGGAACACUCCGGAAGAAUUUACGUAAUUAUGUUGAUGUUGAGAACUUCUGUGGUAGAACUUGCGUAGUAGAACAGAAUGUGGGGUAAGAAAACAUUUCCAAAAGAUUCCAGUGUUCAAGGGGCUUCAGUUCUGCGCUGUCUGCAUCCAAGAAAGGAACACUACGAAAACGUGGAGUGAAGUCUUCACACUACCAUAACUCUCUAUUUCAUGAGAACCUGCCCUUCUAACAACUGCCAAGUGGUACUAUUUCAUCAUUCAUAAUGAUUCUAAAGACAUCAUGGAUGAAAGAAUAGCUAUUACGCAAUAUCAUGAAGGCAACCAUUUACUGAAUGAAAGACACAAGUAUGUAAAAGAAAAUUGAACUUUGAUAAGAGCUUAUGCACUAUGCUUUCUUUCAAGGGAUUUCUUAAGGGAAUUAUUCUAGCCUCUUCUACUGUGAGUUCUUUUUCUGCAUCUUAAGCCUAUGGAUAGCAUGAUAAUGGGAAGCAUGGCAAGGGAGAAGCCUUUUGCCAGCAGCAGGUGUACUUAGCAAAAUGGACAAUACUUAUUUAUUCAGAAGCCUUUAUAAGCCUACCUCUGUUUUGGAUAUUUACUUACGGUCAGAUUUGAGACCAAAAAAAAAAGUCUUGUUAAAGCUCCAGUAUACUUCAAGGUUCUAAAAGGGACCCUAAAUGGUUUCUGUGGUUAGUGAAUGAGAUAGGAGGCGUAGGGAGAGGUGUAAAUAUACCCAGAAUAGACAUAGCUUAUAACUGAAGUGAAAGCAGACAUCGGGGGAGCAAAAUCCUCUGAUAAUGGCACAAAGCUUUUCAUUACUCCUGCAUUUUUGUCUAGAGAUCUGUUGUCAGGGGCUGCACUGGUCAUUUGCUAUCCAGACUAUUUUUUGUUUGUGUGUUUCCUUGUUUGUUUUUGCUGUUUAACUUUGUUUUGGUGCAAUAUUUUAAUGUUUUCUUCCUCAGGUCAUUUAGAACAGAGUUGUUUGCUGCUAAGAAUUGAAGGCACAGCAUUAUACUUGGGCCCUUCUGCUGCCUUCAUUUAAAGUAGAAUGUUUGCUUCCUGCCAAGCAUCAAUUGGAAUCAGUCAGCCACCAUCAAAAAAUUAAUUACAGGAGAAGAAACACGGCAUUCUCAAUAUGCACGUUUACAGUUGAGUCUCUAAACUACAGGGGAUUUCAAACUACUAGAACUAUUCCAUAUGUCUUACAGAAGGGUUUGGGGUUAACCCGGUGCUUCACAUGGUAAAACAUUGUACUUUCUGAGAACUACAAGAACAGUAACUGAGUUUCCUUCAUUUCAUCGAUAACUGCAGUUUAAAAAAAAAAUUAAAUUGUUUUUUAUGAGAUCUGUCUUCAUUUAAGAAGCAGGGGGUUUUCUACAGGCAUACACGGAUAUAUAUUUUUAGUCUUCUUUUAGUACAACUUCCUUACAUUGUCUGAUUUCUAGCACUUCACCUCAAGUUACUUUUACAUCAGUGUGAGACAAACCGAUUGAGAUUCACGUUUCCAAACUGCAGUUACUUUUUUCAUUUGCAACUUUAAGUAUCAUCUUCUAUAGCAAAUGCAGCUUUAACCAAAAUUUGAGUGCAUGUUUUUGAAAGGACAUUCUAAAAAUAAGUAUUUAUCUGCAAGUCUCGAGAUGUAGCUCUCAUGCCUUUUUUUUUUUUUUUUUUUUAAGGG
This is a messenger RNA of Calidris pugnax (ruff), 3171 nucleotides long. It is a transcript of the gene ARRDC4, whose product is annotated as arrestin domain containing 4. The transcript is spliced from 9 exons. Bases 1 to 1173 code for a protein of 390 amino acids. Gene Ontology annotation, cellular component: cytoplasm; plasma membrane. Lineage: Eukaryota; Metazoa; Chordata; Aves; Charadriiformes; Scolopacidae. The record is from RefSeq and is a predicted model, not a curated record. Gene Ontology annotation, molecular function: ubiquitin-like ligase-substrate adaptor activity. Gene Ontology annotation, biological process: protein transport.